This is a messenger RNA of Schizosaccharomyces osmophilus, 1077 nucleotides long. RefSeq names its product DNA replication factor C complex subunit Rfc5 (gene rfc5). The coding region runs from base 1 to 1077 and encodes 358 amino acids. Lineage: Eukaryota; Fungi; Ascomycota; Schizosaccharomycetes; Schizosaccharomycetales; Schizosaccharomycetaceae. Gene Ontology annotation, biological process: DNA repair; DNA-templated DNA replication. Gene Ontology annotation, molecular function: DNA binding; DNA clamp loader activity. The transcript is spliced from 4 exons. Gene Ontology annotation, cellular component: nucleus; Ctf18 RFC-like complex; Elg1 RFC-like complex. The record is from RefSeq and is a predicted model, not a curated record.
AUGCUUUGGUUAGACCAGUAUCGCCCAAAAACGCUCUCAUCUUUAGAUUACCAUAAACAAUUAUCCGAGCGGUUGAUUUCUCUGGCAGCUACAAAUGAAUUCCCACAUUUAUUAAUUUACGGACCAAGCGGUGCAGGAAAAAAGACAAGGACAGUUGCUAUUCUACGUGAAUUAUACGGCGCUGGUGCCGAAAAGUUAAAAAUUGAUCAGCGGACGUUUCUAACUCCAAGUAAUCGUAAAAUCCAAAUAAAUAUUGUUUCAAGUUUGCAUCACAUAGAGAUCACGCCUAGUGAUGUUGGAAACUAUGAUCGAGUUGUCAUGCAGGAGUUGUUGAAGGACAUUGCCCAAUCUGCGCAGGUUGAUGUACAGGCUAAAAAGAGAUUUAAAGUGGUGAUCAUCAAUGUAGCCGAUGAAUUGACAAGAGAUGCGCAAGCAGCUCUUCGUCGGACUAUGGAAAAAUACUCGAAUAAUAUUCGGCUUAUUCUUGUUGCUAACUCAACUUCUAAAAUCAUUGAGCCCAUUCGCUCUCGUACAUUAAUGGUCCGUGUUGCUGCACCUUCCGAAUCGGACAUUAUGAAAGUCAUGUCCCAAAUUCUCGCUACCCAAGAAUUAGAAGCACCGGCUUCUCUUCUCGAAAAGAUAGCUAAUAACUGCAGUCGCAAUCUAAGAAAAGCUAUUUUACUGUUAGAAACCAUUCAUGCAAAGUCACCUCAUAAUCGUCAGUUAACAGACAAUGGAUCUCAAUUACCAUUGCCGGAUUGGCAAACGUUUAUAAUCCAAAUGGGGACUUCCAUGCUUCAAGAACAAUCGCCCGCUCGAAUCUUGGUAGUACGUUCCAUGUUAUAUGAUCUUCUCUCUCAUUGUAUUCCGCCAAGCAUCAUUUUCAAAGAACUCCUCGGUUUCUUUUUACUGAAAGUGGAUGCUAAAAUGCACCCGCUUCUCAUCCAGUCAGUUGCGAACUAUGAGCAUCGGGCUCGAAUGGGUAAUAAAUCCAUCUUUCAUUUGGAGGCGUUCAUUGCAUAUUUUAUGAAAACCUAUACCAUGCUGCUUUUGGGAAUGGAGCUUCCUUCUCUAUAG